Messenger RNA from Daldinia vernicosa, 2009 nucleotides. Its product is annotated as hemolysin-III channel protein-like protein Izh2. Bases 612 to 1625 code for a protein of 337 amino acids. Lineage: Eukaryota; Fungi; Ascomycota; Sordariomycetes; Xylariales; Hypoxylaceae. The transcript is spliced from 6 exons. Gene Ontology annotation, cellular component: membrane. Gene Ontology annotation, molecular function: signaling receptor activity. The record is from RefSeq and is a predicted model, not a curated record.
CUGCGAAUAGCGCGGGACUAUCGGGUAAGUGGAUCGAUCAACUGGGGUCUAGAUACCUGCUGGGUAGCCUUCAGAUCCUUCCAGGUAUCGAAGCAACGAAGGGGUUGCUACGAUAUAUGCGUUUGGUUGGGAAAUUGAUUCCACUAGGCUUUUAGCGGUGUGGAAUAGGAAACGGUAUCUGGACUUUUGGUGGGAUUUUGGCAGUUGUUGGUUGAGCUGGGAAAUAUCAUGGGUCCGAGGAUGAAUUUUCUAUGGUAGAUCUGGGGUGCGAGGCGUUGUUGGUGAAUGGUGGAGACGGUAACUGGUAUUUGCACUUUAUAUCGCCUUAUUAUCUUUGCUAUAUCCUAUGUAAUACGGGAUAGCUGGCCUAUUGAACGUUGCUGUUAGGCUCAUCCAGCGAUAUGUCAGUUUUCAGACGAAAGGGCCGUUUUAGUGAUAACAGGGGGUUGUGUCAGGGUCGCAUCGUCGGGUUUUGUAUGUUACAGCAUAGGUACCCAUCUCAGCUUUUCUAUCCUCCUCUGUUUCGAUUAGUUUAGACACGCCCUACUAAUGCCGGUGUCUAAACCCUUUGUGUCUUUUUCUUAAUACUAUAGAGUGUAGGAAGGGCGGAAAUGGCAAUUCAGAAGGUUACAGGCUUUCAGGCCCUUCCUCCGAAGACUUUUGGAGCUCGAAAACCCCAGGACGGUGAGAAUCACACACAGAAGAAUCACCCCCCUAAGCCCGAAAAACGACAGAACGAGAAAUCGGUACGACUUCUGGAAUGGGAACAUCUCCCUCCUUGGAAACAGCGCGGCUGUGAGCACCUACGGACCGGAUAUCGACCGGAGUGCGCUUCGUUAUGGUCGUGUUUGCGUAGCUGGUUCUAUCUACACAACGAGACAGUCAACAUUUUCACCCACGUAAUCGGCGCCAUUAUUUUUCUAGCUUUACCCCUAUAUGUCUUCAGGACCGAGAUCCCGCCGCGCUAUAAAGUGGCGACUACGGCCGAUAUCAUAGUCUGCAGUAUAUACUUCCUAGGGGUCGGUGUCUGUUUUACACUCUCGACUAUGUUUCACACUUUCAUGUGUCAUAGCGAAGCCGCGUACUCCCUCGGUGUCAAGCUGGAUUACCAAGGCAUCAUAUUAUUGAUAUGGGGAGCAAAUAUAGCUCUUAUUUAUUAUAGCAUGCCAUGCGAAUUGGGGAAUAAGAUCGCCUAUUGGUCUUUUAACACCGUUCUCGCUGGAUUAUGCUCGUACGCAACGUUCCAUCCGUCGAUAGGCGGAGCGCAAACGGGACGUGCGCGCGCCGUACUCUUUGCUACGUUUGGGUUUUGUGCUGUUGUCGCUCCGAACUUAAUCGGGCUGUUGAAACACGGGUUCGACGAGCAGAGUCGUCGGGUUGGGCUUAAUUGGAUAGCGGCUACGACAUUGUUCAAUAGUACCGGUGUAGUUGUAUACGCCGCCAAGUUCCCGGAACGGUGGUAUCCUCGAGUGUUCGACAUAUUCGGCGCGAGUCACCAGAUCAUGCAUGUUAUGGCAGUGUCGGCAGCCCUUGCAUUUGCGAAGGCUAUGCUGCAGGCCUUUGAUCUUCACCACCAAAACCCCCGAGGAUGUGUAGGAGACGCGUCUUAUUUACACCCGACGUAGAUUCACCAUGUUGUUAAAUAAUAACUACGAGGCCAACCUAAAGUCAAGCCUCUUGUUUCCGGCAUCUUGGUGGUCAGCAAGGUAGACCAGUUUCUCCUCAGGAGUCAUGGCAUCCCAUCUGCGCUCCCUCACGCGGUUCCGCCAGAUAUAAUAUGUCUUUGCUAGCACAUAGAGCACCAAGUUUAGACACAAGAUACCGAUCAAUAUGCUAUUUCCUCUCCUAUAUAGUGGUGCGUCGUCUGCUCGGUAGAUGUUCGAAGAAAUGAUUACUCCUGCCUGAAGAAACAUAUUGUAUAAGGCAACGCCCAAAGUCCUCGAUCGGACGGCAUUUGAGUUUCGGGAUACCCAUCCGACUUGCACUGGGUGACCUAUAAAGGGUGAGCA